Populus euphratica (Euphrates poplar) is the source of this 1768-nucleotide messenger RNA. RefSeq names its product lipoyl synthase 1, chloroplastic. Gene Ontology annotation, cellular component: chloroplast; mitochondrion. The transcript has 7 exons. The coding region runs from base 317 to 1510 and encodes 397 amino acids. Gene Ontology annotation, molecular function: 4 iron, 4 sulfur cluster binding; lipoate synthase activity. The record is from RefSeq and is a predicted model, not a curated record. Gene Ontology annotation, biological process: lipoate biosynthetic process. NCBI's taxonomy places the organism in Eukaryota, Viridiplantae, Streptophyta, Magnoliopsida, Malpighiales, Salicaceae.
AAGGACCCAAAACAAAUCCCAGCAUCAUACCAUUUCAUCAAACACAAAGCCUGCAUUUUUCAUCACUGAAUUCUCUCAUUACAGAUUGAAUUAAAGGCAGUAGGGUGGAACAAUUUUGCUGAAAGUUGUGAAUGAACAUUGUAAAUCUGCUGUAGCAGAACAACUGGAUGGAAUUCUGAUCCAUGCCAAUUUCUUCCGAGUGGGCGCUGGAACAGUUGGUCGACAGCAUUUAGAUACAGCUACUCAGUUGAAUAAACCAAAAGAAAGGAGGCCUUUUUAUGUUCAUUUUGAGUCAGUGAAUAACCCAGAAGAUAAAAUGAUAGAGCAAUCCCUUUCAAAACCUUCAUUUUCAUUGUCAAUUCCUAUUCCUCAACCCCCUAAAUCCAAAUCCUCCUUUUUAUGCUCCUAUUCAAAAAUUCGAUGUCAAUCAGUUGAUUAUCCCUCUUCAUCAAAAAUUGAUGCAAAACACCCACAAAUUUCUACCAUUAACAGCAAUGGUUCUUCACCAUCAGCAUCUGUGGAUUCGAAGAACAAGGAGAAGGGUCCAUACCCAUAUCCAGGAGGUGGGAAGAUGGGGCCAUAUACCGGGAGGGAUCCCAAUGUGAAGAAGCCAGAGUGGUUGAGGCAGAAGGCUCCUCAAGGUGAACGGUAUGAUGAGGUAAAAGAAUCUCUGUCUCGCUUGAAGCUCAACACUGUUUGCCAAGAAGCUCAAUGCCCCAACAUCGGAGAGUGUUGGAAUGGUGGUGGUGAUGGUAUUGCAACAGCGACUAUUAUGGUUUUAGGUGAUACUUGUACCCGUGGCUGUAGAUUUUGUGCUGUUAAAACCAGCAGAAACCCUCCUCCUCCUGAUCCCAUGGAGCCCCUUAACACUGCUUUGGCCAUUGCAAGUUGGGGUGUGGAUUACAUUGUUAUUACAAGUGUGGAUCGUGAUGAUCUGCCAGAUGGAGGAAGUGGGCAUUUUGCUCAAACUGUUAGAACUAUGAAGGAACUAAAGCCAGAGAUCAUGGUUGAAUGUUUAACUUCUGAUUUUCGUGGUGACCUAAAGGCUGUAGAUACUCUGGUACAUUCAGGGUUGGAUGUGUUUGCCCACAAUGUUGAGACUGUUAAACGCCUCCAACGAAUUGUUAGAGAUCCUCGGGCUGGGUAUGAACAGAGUUUAUCAGUUUUGAAACAUGCAAAAAUCAGUAAGAAGGGAAUGAUAACAAAAACCUCUAUAAUGUUGGGUCUGGGAGAAUCUGAUAAUGAGGUGAAGGAAGCCAUGGCUGAUUUAAGGGCUAUAGGUGUUGAUAUUCUGACAUUUGGACAAUACUUACAGCCCACUCCAUUGCAUUUAACUGUCAAGGAGUAUGUUACACCUGAGAAGUUUGCUUUUUGGAAAGAAUAUGGAGAGUCUAUUGGAUUCCGUUAUGUGGCCAGUGGACCUCUGGUUCGAUCCUCGUACAGAGCAGGGGAACUCUUUGUUAAGACAAUGGUGAAAGAAAGUUCUAAAGAAGCUGCUGCCAUAUCCUAAUCACCCUUCGCAAUCCCUUUUAUUACUCCAUCUUGAUGGCCAUGCAGCUAGAGCAACAACAGCUUGGCGCCUCCAGCAGCUGGCUUUGAGACAAGUGGUGUAAGAUAUAGCAGUUUGAGUUUUUGUUUCUCUUGGUUUUUAUAUUGCCAGCGGUAAAUUUUACUCACAAAUGGAAAUAUCAUGAAUGGAUCUAUUUAUUUUUUUCAUUUCCAUCCUUCUUGUAACUUCUCUUGCUACAUUUUUCUUCUAUAUAUAUUU